CCAGAGCCCAUGAAUCGAAUCUUCACAACCCAAUUUUCACCUUGUCAUAUUCUACUUCACGUCUCUGAACCCCCAGAAACCGGUAGAAAGGCCAUUAUAAAAUUUACACUCUCAUCUUUCCUAAAUCCGCGGAGAGAACGAGUCAACUGUUCCUAAUAUACUCGCCGUCUCACGUCAGCAACCGAAAAGACGCCUUUCCCUUUACUUAGGUCCUCUUUCUCGUCCAUCUUAAUCCCAGAUCGUCUUCCAACGUAUACUCGGCAUAUAGAUAUAUAUAUUAGACGCUCUCAGGUAACAUGGGCUCCGCCGAACAAAACCUUGACGAGACCUUCAAGGCGCCUCCUGAGUGCGUCCCAUUUGAUGGCUUCCUCUUCGACAUGGACGGCACCAUCAUCGACUCGACACCUGCCGUCAUCAAACACUGGACAAAUAUCGGCGAAGAAAUUGGGGUUCCUGGAAAUGUCAUCCUUGAGACCUCACAUGGCCGCCGCAGCAUCGACAUCCUGAAGAUCCUGGCCCCAGAAAAAGCAAAUUGGGAGUACGUCUGCGAGAUGGAAGGCCGCCUGCCUAAACUCUACGCCGACGGAGCCGUGGAAAUCCCCGGCGCCAGAUCCCUCCUGGAGUCCCUGAUGAAGGAAAACACUCCCUGGGCGAUCGUCACCUCGGGCACCGAGCCCCUCGUCGGGGGGUGGCUCGGCAUCCUCGGCCUCCCUCGACCCCAGCACCUCGUCACUGCGGAGUCUGUCCUCAACGGCAAGCCGGACCCAACCUGUUACGUGAUGGGUCGGGAAAAGUUGGGUCUGCAGGACCCGACGAAGCAGGUUCUCGUACUGGAGGAUAGCCCGGCGGGCAUCAAGUCCGGAAAGGACGCUGGCUGUAAAGUCAUUGGUCUGGUCACGAGUCACACCCUGGAGCAGGUCGCCGCCGCGGAGCCGGAUUGGAUUGUCAAGGAUCUCAGCUCGGUCAGAGUGGUGGGAUACAAGGACGGAGUGACGACAUUGCAGAUCUCAGAUGCGCAUGUCCCUCCCGCGCGUCGCACAUAGAAAGGAUAGACUUGCAUUCGCAUCACAUCUGUUGAUAGAGUACGAGAUGUAAUCUUGACCCGUCCCGGCUGCUUAGCCACCUGCCCA
Molecule: messenger RNA, 1130 nt
Organism: Sodiomyces alkalinus F11
Lineage: Eukaryota; Fungi; Ascomycota; Sordariomycetes; Glomerellales; Plectosphaerellaceae
Product: haloacid dehalogenase-like hydrolase
Exons: 3
Coding region: 297-1043 (248 amino acids)
Molecular function (GO): sugar-phosphatase activity; beta-phosphoglucomutase activity
Source: RefSeq, a predicted model, not a curated record